This is a messenger RNA of Mangifera indica (mango), 1295 nucleotides long. RefSeq names its product probable fructokinase-4. Gene Ontology annotation, biological process: fructose metabolic process. The record is from RefSeq and is a predicted model, not a curated record. NCBI's taxonomy places the organism in Eukaryota, Viridiplantae, Streptophyta, Magnoliopsida, Sapindales, Anacardiaceae. The transcript is spliced from 4 exons. Gene Ontology annotation, molecular function: fructokinase activity. Gene Ontology annotation, cellular component: cytosol. Bases 77 to 1066 code for a protein of 329 amino acids.
UCCAUUUCACAAUCUCUCCCUUUUCAUUACGCUCUUUCUCUAUACGUGAAUAACACUCUACAUCCUGUCCCUUCCAAUGGCUUCAAACGGCGCAGUUUCCGGCUCCAGUCUCAUCGUCUCCUUCGGGGAGAUGCUGAUCGACUUCGUGCCGACGGUAUCCGGCGUCUCCCUCUCCGAGGCUCCCGGCUUCCUCAAGGCUCCUGGUGGCGCCCCGGCCAACGUUGCUAUCGCUGUGGCUCGCCUCGGAGGCAAGGCAGCCUUCGUCGGCAAACUCGGCGACGAUGAGUUCGGCCACAUGUUGGCCGGGAUCUUGAAGGAGAAUGGAGUCAGCGGCGACGGCAUCAACUUUGACCAAGGCGCCAGGACUGCUCUCGCCUUCGUGACUCUACGCGCUGAUGGUGAGCGUGAGUUCAUGUUUUAUAGGAAUCCCAGUGCUGAUAUGCUGUUGAGACCUGACGAGUUGAAUCUGGAGCUUAUCAAAUCCGCCAAGGUCUUCCAUUAUGGAUCAAUAAGUUUGAUCGUGGAGCCAUGUAGAUCAGCUCACUUAAAGGCAAUGGAGGUUGCUAAGGAUGCAGGAGCCCUCCUUUCCUACGACCCAAACCUCAGACUACCAUUGUGGCCCUCUCCCGAGGAGGCGCGCACACAGAUCCUGAGCAUUUGGGACAUGGCAGAGGUGAUCAAGGUCAGUGAUGUGGAGCUGGAGUUCCUAACUGGUAGUGACAAGAUUGAUGACGAAUCUGCCUUGUCGCUAUGGCACCCUAACCUGAAGCUUCUUUUGGUUACUCUUGGUGAAAAGGGUUGUAGGUACUAUACUAAGGGUUUCAAAGGAGCAGUGGAAGCCUUCCAUGUCAACACAGUAGAUACAACCGGUGCUGGCGAUGCAUUUGUCGGUGCUUUACUAUGCAAGAUUGUUGAUGAUCACUCCCUUCUUGAGGACGAAGCAAGGCUGAGAGAAGUACUUAAAUAUGCCAAUGCAUGUGGAGCCAUAACCACCACCAAAAAGGGAGCCAUUCCAGCUCUUCCCAGAGAGGCUGAUGUCCUCAGCUUAAUCAAAGGGGCAUAUUAAAAAAAUUAAUUCCUCAAUUUCUUUCUUUUUAAAAUUUUUCUUCUUCUGUUUUGUUGUUUGCCACAGAAGAUGGCUUGGAUUUCAAUGAAAGAGGGCAUUCAACUUUUCAAAAAUUUCUCACCCUCUUCGCUUUCAUUUUAAUUUUUUUUUUUUUCCUGGUGCAUGUAGUGAUGAAAAGUCUUUGAGUUAUCAGGCUUUAGUUUAAUAAAAAACUCUUUUUUUUGGGUCA